This is a messenger RNA of Juglans microcarpa x Juglans regia, 1251 nucleotides long. RefSeq names its product (S)-scoulerine 9-O-methyltransferase-like. Gene Ontology annotation, molecular function: S-adenosylmethionine-dependent methyltransferase activity; protein dimerization activity; O-methyltransferase activity. Gene Ontology annotation, biological process: methylation. Lineage: Eukaryota; Viridiplantae; Streptophyta; Magnoliopsida; Fagales; Juglandaceae. The record is from RefSeq and is a predicted model, not a curated record. The transcript is spliced from 2 exons. Bases 52 to 708 code for a protein of 218 amino acids.
UAUGCUAAUAUUGAUAAGGGAAGAUAUCAAAAGAUAGAACAAGUCCAAAACAUGGAAGUCCAAGAAGAUGGAGACCAUUUCAUAAGCUCGCAGUUGGGAGGCUUGGCAGGCACCCAAAUGGCUCUAAGAGCUGCAAUUGAGCUGAAAGUGUUCAGUAUAAUCGCAGAUGCAGGGCCUGAUGCUCAUCUUUCUGCAGCAGAGAUAAUUUCAAAGAUCCCAACAAAAGAUCCAAGUUCUGCAGCAUGGACUUUGGAGAGGGUGCUAAGAGUUCUUGGUGGAAACUCCAUCUUAUCAAUAAUAUCUCGGAAGCCGUCAGGAAAUAAUGGAGAACAUGGACUCCAUGAAUGGACCUAUGGCCUGACCAAGCAAAGCCGAUGCUUAGGGAGUAGCAGUAGUACCACCGACGAGCUGGCAAGUUUCACAACUUCCUUUAUCUUAUUUACUACUGAAAGGGAGAUGCUGGAAAGCCAAUAUAUGAUCAAGGAUGCGGUGCUUGAUCCUGGAAGCUCGCCAUUCUACAAGGCCUAUGGAGUGAACUUUUUUGACUACAUGGGAGAGAAGCCAAGAUUGAGACAACUGUUCGAUGAGUUUAUGGAAGUUAGCGGUAAAUUACAGUUUGAGGAUGUGUUUAAGUUGUACGGUGGCUUCAAAGAUUUGAAGGAGUUGAUGCAUGUGGGGGCGGCAUUGGAACCACUCAUCCAAAGAUAACCUCUACGUAUCCACACGUUCGUGGAUUGAACUUUGAUCUGCCCCAUGUAAUUGAUGCUGCUCCCAAGCUCCCAGUGUAUACUCCAUAACUGGGAUGAUGAGCAUUGCAAGAAGUUGUUGAGAAAUUGCUGGGAAGCAUUACCACAAGAGGGAAAGGUGAUAAUCGUGGAAAUGGCAAUCUCUGAAGAAUUGGAAAACAAUGUCGAGGCAAAGGACAUUCUAAUGGAAGACUUCUUUAUGAUGCUCCUAACAAAUGGAGGUAAAAAGCGAACACUAGCAGAAUUCAAGGAUCUGGGAAAAGCUGUAGGGUUUACUAAAGUGGACAUCUUCCCAAUGCCUCAUUGGUCAGUUCAUGUUAUAGAGUUUCAUAAGUAAUUAAGAGUACUCAUGUGUGAGUUCCAAUUUGCCAGAAUAAAACAAAAUGGUUGAGAAUAAAAUUUAAAGCAAUGCAGAGCAAACAAAAACAAAAGGAAGACCUAGUGUACCUUAAUUUCGUGUUUUAAUUUCUUUAUAAUUAAAAAUUUAACUUUCUGUUGCUUUGUA